AUGUGGCCUAACUGCGUAUAUGUUGGUGCGUUGGUUGCCGUACAAACAACUAAGGGGUGGCAGCUAGGUGAAAUAACUCACGUGAUCCACGACGACGAUGUGAGGAUCGCCUUACGAGAUUGGGGAACCCGAAUAACCAGGAAGGUACGAACUGUGUUCCGGCUGCCGGAACAAUUCACCACGGAGAAUCGCACGUUGGAAGCCAUAUCAUGCAGUUUAACCAACAUUUUGCCGUUUGGCGGAGGUCAGAAGUGGCGCAGUGAUGACAUACACUUGGUCAAAUUCCUGAGCGAGGACCAUCGAGCCACCAUAAAGAUCCGAGGAUCCACGGAGGAUGGAGUAGAAGCGUACGUAGACCUCACGGUUACCCGGGAGUAUGGACACAGUGCGAAUCUGCGAAAAUUGCUAGAAGACCUCGGCUGUGGAUACUUUUGGCCUGCAGUCAAUACCAAAGCCCGACCGGGACUACAAGAUAUAAAAUAUUAA
Pseudomyrmex gracilis is the source of this 486-nucleotide messenger RNA. Its product is annotated as RING finger protein 17-like. The coding region runs from base 1 to 486 and encodes 161 amino acids. The record is from RefSeq and is a predicted model, not a curated record. Lineage: Eukaryota; Metazoa; Arthropoda; Insecta; Hymenoptera; Formicidae. The transcript has a single exon.